GGCUGUGCCCAGGGCUGCUGUGAGUGGCUGUGCCAGGGAGUGAGCUGUGAUUGGCUGGCGCCUCUGUCCGCACUCGGCCGGGACAUCAUGGCGACGAACAACUGCGGCAUUCCGCUCGAUUUGGGCUGGUUGUCCAAUGUCCAUGUGAAUCACCCCGCUGUUCUGAGGCGUGCGGAACAAAUUCCGACACGGAGGACUUUGUCCAAGGAGUGGCAAGCUGCGUGGCUCCUGAAGGCUGUCACCUGCAUUGACCUCACCACACUGUCCGGCGAUGAUACCCCUUCGAACGUCCACAGGCUCUGCCAUAAAGCUAAGCAUCCCAUCAGGGAAGACCUGCUGAAGAGUUUGAACAUGCAUGAUAAAGGUAUUACCACUGGUGCAGUGUGUGUUUAUCCAUCUCGAGUGGCUGAUGCAGUGCAGGCACUGAAGACUAUAAAGUGCAAUAUUCCUGUUGCCUCAGUGGCAACUGGCUUCCCCGCUGGACAGACCCCACUGACUGUGCGCUUGCAGGAGAUAACGAUGGCCAUUGAAGCCGGGGCAACAGAAAUCGAUAUUGUAAUCAACAGAACACUGGUGCUGAGAGGCCAAUGGGAAGAAUUGUACAAGGAAAUCCAACAGUGUCGCAAAGCUUGUGAAAAGGUCCACAUGAAAACCAUACUAGGAACCGGAGAACUGGGAUCACUGGCAAACGUCUACAAAGCGAGUCUUAUAGCCAUGAUGGCAGGUUCUGAUUUUAUAAAAACUUCGACGGGAAAAGAAGGGGUAAACGCCACAUUUCCUGUUGCCCUGGUGAUGGUACGGGCUAUCAAAGAAUAUCACAGGAAGACAGGUUACAAGGUUGGGUUUAAGCCGGCAGGCGGCAUUCGCUCAGCAAAGGAUGCGUUGUCCUGGCUGACAUUGAUGAAGGAAGAGCUGGGCGAUUCCUGGCUCACCCCGCAACUCUUCCGAUUGGGGGCCAGUACUUUGCUGACAGACAUCGAAAGACAGAUCUAUCAUCAAGUGACAGGAAGGUACGCGGCAGCUCAUGAGUUGCCCAUGGCUUGAAAGAAUGUGUUUCACUGCUAGAAUAUGCUCCUGGGUUCUCAGUCUCUCAAUCAUUCCUUACCUUCUGACCCUUUCUUUCGCUGGAGCUUUGAAAACAUUUCUGUUGCAGUUUUAAAAAAGCAUCAGUUUUGUUACAUUCCUUGCCUCUUCUUCACAUGGCCCUGCUCUGAACAAGUUUGUCGGGAGGGCUAAAAUGUGUACAUUUUAACGUAAUUUGAUCAUGAGGUUGAAGAAAUUCGCCUUUUAAUUUAUGUUUUCUGAUUUACAUUUGUGUUGAGAUAGGGAAUGGAUAAUCUCUAAGUGUAAGUACUGUACAUGGCGACUUGCUCAGUUAGAUAUCAAUCUAUUUGCUUCCCACUGUGCACUAAACUCUGAUGAUCCCACGCCUGCAGCUGAUCCCCUUCCUCUUGGGAAACCUGCUCCAUGAGGUGGGGUUACAACAUGAAUUCUGAUCCAAAGAUAGACACAAAAUGCUGGAGUAACUCUGCGGGUCAAGCAGCAUCUCCGGAGGAAAGGAAUAGGUGACGUUUCGGGUCGAGACCCAUCUUCAGACUCUGAAGUCCUUCAGUCUGCAGAAGGCCCUCGACCCGAAACGUCACCUAUUGCUUUUCUCCGGAGAUGCUGUCUGUCCCGCUGAGUUACUCUUGCAUUCCGUGUUAAUCUUCGGAGUAAACCAGCAUCUGCAGUUACUUCCUACACAUGAAUUCUGAUCCACACAGCUGGAAUUAUGGGAUCACCAAAUGUACCAUUUGUCGGCAAAUUGGCCAAAAAGAUGCAGCUGGACUUUAUCUAACUGUUAGGAGACUUUGUGGCCUUUAACAAUAGCCACCUGCACUGUAAAUCACAUUAACCUCAAUAAAGAAUAUCAAGAAAC
Molecule: messenger RNA, 1918 nt
Organism: Amblyraja radiata (thorny skate)
Lineage: Eukaryota; Metazoa; Chordata; Chondrichthyes; Rajiformes; Rajidae
Gene: dera
Product: deoxyribose-phosphate aldolase (putative)
Exons: 9
Coding region: 88-1044 (318 amino acids)
Biological process (GO): carbohydrate catabolic process; deoxyribonucleotide catabolic process
Cellular component (GO): cytoplasm
Molecular function (GO): deoxyribose-phosphate aldolase activity
Source: RefSeq, a predicted model, not a curated record